CCAAAAUUUUGUUGAUUCAGUCGACGAAUUCUGUUCAAACGCGGCGCACGCUUCGAGCGGACGAGCAGCUUCUGGCACACACUCGAAGUUAACAAAACCCGUUAAAUAUUGUAAAAUUCAAACAGACUUAAAUCGAGCUGACCGCAAAAUAUAAUCAAAGACCCGUUAAACGUCAUAAAACUAAAAAAAAAGAGAAGAGCCAGAAACAAAAACAAUCAAGUGUACGAAAAUAGCUCAAUUGCAAUAUUUGCGAGUGGGCGUGUCUGCUGUGCUUGUGUGCGUGCGAGUGCAUCUGGUGUCCCUGUCAAAGGUUAAACCUCAUAUGAAAAUGUCGUUCGCUAACCAAAAAGCAAUGUCAACGAAAGCCGCCUUCACUUCUGCCGACGCCGAUGCCGAUGCCGCUGCCGCUGCUGCAGCUGCAGCUGGUGCUGAUGCUUCUGCUUCUGCUGCGAAGGUCGCUUCAGCCGUGGAGCUGCCCAAGGCCAGCCGGGCAACUGUUUCGCCACUUUCGGGUCCUCCAUGGGCGUUCCUCUUGUUGGGCGCCAUUUUGCUCUGCUGCGGCGGCUUUGGGCUUGUCGAUGGCCUCAAGUGCCACAUGUGCGGUCAGUACAACGAGGGCGUGGGCUCCAUAACGCCCUGCACCAACUACUCCAAGGAAAUUGCACAUCUGUAUCUCAAGGAGUGCACCAAGAAGAGCGAGAAGUUCUGUGUGAAAUAUGUCAGCGAACUGUCGACUGUACGAGAUUGUGCUACUGAGUGCGUCGAGAAAGAAAUUUGGGAAACCCAAACAUAUUGCUGCAAAGAAGACGGUUGUAAUUCGAGUGGCCUGAUGAAAGCCUCUAUAUUCUUGGUCUCUCUGCCAAUUAUCAUGUGGUUAUUUUAGAUGACUUUUUCGGAAUUUUAGUAUUGAAUUCAAGAUCAUUUAUUUCCAAUUUAAUAGUUUUAAGCAUAAGAAAACUUUCAAUUCCAACUGUAACUUUCGACCUAGGUUUAUGCAUGUGUCUAACAAAAAUUACGUUUCGCUAUUAUUGUUUCCAAAAACAAAUUUUGUAAAUGGGACCUAAGAAACAAAUCUUUACUAAAUAUUAUUUAAAACUUUCUUUCAAUAUUUACUUUACUAUUUUUGAGUUACUAAAUGAUUGAAGCAACCUUAAGUUAACUUUAACUGUCUUCCCAAAUCAAGAUUUUUAGGAUAUACCAAUUUAUAAAGAUUUUAAUGAAUAAAGCUUCGUAGAGUGAACAUCAUAGUUAAUAUAUAACUCUUACUAUUGUUCUGCUCGGCCUCGUGUUAUUUUCGAUUGAUAGCUGAGCUUCCAAAUAAGCUGAAAUAUCUGAUUGGAAAUUAGAAAAAAAAAAAACAAAUUAAGAGGAAAAAUUGUUAGACUAUAGACAUUUAGAAACUAAAAAUUGCACUCAAAGCAGAUGCUAACCUAAGAACAACCUAAAGAAAUAUAUAUAUUAAUCUAAAAUAAUAAUAUUAUAUGGUUUAAAGUAUAACAUUUCUAAUCACCAAUAAUUAUAUAUUAUAUAGUAGAAAUGGCAUCCAUCUCAACAGAACUUGAAUAUUUUUGCAAAUCACAGACGCAAUGUAAUCUAAAGUACUUCCUUAAAAAUAUAACAUAUAAAAUGUAAACGAGUAAGUUAAUUGUUCUGCGCAAAUAAAAAGAAAAUAUAGAAAAAAAAAAUAGAUUUCUGAUUAAAUAUAUUAUUUUGAAUAUUUAUAUCAAAUAUUACUAAAAUGCCAAAGUCACAGUAAAUAAACUUUGGGGUCUGUGACUUUGUUAUUUGGUUUUAAUAUUCGAAAUAUAAGAUUCUUAACAAUUUGAAUUGAUUAUAAAUAUAAAAUAUAAAUUUUUUCCGUUUCCUAUAAAUAUAUAUUUAUAUGUAAUUUUAGGGUGGUGCGAGUUAAAUGAUACAAAUAAAAAUACAAAUUUAAAACUAACUUUAAGGAAUAUAUAAAAAGUUCUCGCUCUACUGUGCAUGAAAUUCUAAAUUAUUAUUAACUUGACAAAAAUGAAAAGUAAGUUUAAUUGCAAUGGAACAUUAAGCAACAAUUUGGAAAUGCUAUUAAAUAGUUAACAACGUAUAAGCCAAAUAUUAGAAUUUACAAUAUUGGAAGCUUAGAAAAAUUAAAUUUUAGAAAAAAAUAAAUAAAAACAAAUGUAAAAAAAUUUAUUAUUCCAUACAAAAUGCGCACUUAUGCAUUUCAAUUUUUAUUUAUUUAAAUUCCUAAUAAUAUUAUAUAUAAAUAUGUAUUAAUAAAAGUGGCCAAGUGGCAUACGUACAAUA
This is a messenger RNA of Drosophila mojavensis, 2289 nucleotides long. RefSeq lists its product as uncharacterized. Bases 323 to 883 code for a protein of 186 amino acids. NCBI's taxonomy places the organism in Eukaryota, Metazoa, Arthropoda, Insecta, Diptera, Drosophilidae. The transcript is spliced from 4 exons. The record is from RefSeq and is a predicted model, not a curated record.